AUGGAAACAUUGGCUCUUCUUGUCAUUCUUGUCGUCCUCUUUCAUGUUCUACGAAGAUCUCUCAUAUUUCCGGGUUGGAAGUCGAGAAAUGAUCUCCCAAAAACCUACCCCAUCAUCGGAUGUUUGGUUUCGUUUUAUAUCAACCGGAACCGGUUACUGGAUUGGUAUACCGAACUCCUAACCAAAUGCCCCGGCCGGACUGUCGUCAUCCGCCGCCUCGGGGCCCGGCGAACCAUUGUCACGGCCAAUCCAGCGAACGUCGAGUAUAUUCUCCGAACAAACUUCGAUAAUUUCCCGAAAGGCAAACCCUUCACGGAGAUCCUGGGAGAUUUUCUGGGCCACGGAAUUUUCAACGUGGACGGAGACCUUUGGAUGAAGCAGCGGAGACUUGCGACACACGAUUUCACCGUCGUUUCUCUUAGAGACUACGUCACAGUUCUAAGAGACGAGGUCCAUAAUCGGCUUUUGCCUUUCUUGGAUUCAGUAGCAGAAGAUUCGCGACCAAUCGAUCUUCAGGAACUCUUACGGAGAUUCACGUUCAACAUGGUCUGCAUGGUUUUUCUAGGGAUCGCUCGGUGCAGUUUAGACCCUUCGUUGCCGGUUUCCGCGUUGGACAAAGCGUUUCAGACAGCGUCCGCGAUUAGCGCCAAACGCGGUUCCGAGCCGCUGUUCUUCGUGUGGAAGGUUAAAAGGUGGGUCCGGAUCGGAUCUGAGAGAAAGCUCAGGAGAGCCAUCGAAGAAGUGCACAGCUGUGUCCGCGACAUCAUCCGGGAGAAGAAGACAAAGAUCACCAUGUCUGAGAAUCCAGAUUUUCUGGCAAGGUUGAUUCUGGCGGGAGAAAGUGAAGAAAUGGUGAGAGACAUGGUGAUCAGUCUGAUAAUGGCUGGGAGAGACACCACCUCCGCCGCUAUGACCCGUCUGUUCUGGUCAAUCACCGAUCGUACCGAAAUUGAACGAGAGCUGGUUAGCGAGAUUAUGUCGGUUAAGGAUAAAACCGGAGAUUUCGAUUACGAGUCGUUGAGGAAGCUGAAAUUCUUGAAAGCUUGUUUGUGCGAAGCAAUGCGACUGUACCCUCCGGUGCCGUGGGAUUCUAAACACGCCUUAACCGAUGACCGGUUACCGGAUGGUACGCCGGUACGGGCCGGAGACCGGGUUACGUAUUUCCCCUACGGAAUGGGGAGAAUGGAGGAUAUCUGGGGGAAGAACUGGGACGAGUUUAAACCGAACCGGUGGUUUACCGGUAAGGUGUUGAAGAAAGUGAGUCCCUAUAAGUUCCCGGUUUUCCAGGCCGGUCCGAGGGUCUGUCUCGGGAAGGAGAUGGCGUUUCUGCAGAUGAAGUACCUGGUGGCGGAGGUCCUCCAUCGGUUUGAGAUCAUACCGGCUGGUUUUGAUAAACCGGUUGUUGUGCCGAUGCUUACAGCGCACAUGGCGGGUGGGCUGAAAGUCUUCGUUCGCCGGAGAGACCGGUCAAGAUGCAGAGGCGUGACCGGUCAAUGCUUAUGA
This is a messenger RNA of Tarenaya hassleriana, 1503 nucleotides long. RefSeq names its product cytochrome P450 94B1. The coding region runs from base 1 to 1503 and encodes 500 amino acids. The transcript has a single exon. Gene Ontology annotation, molecular function: heme binding; monooxygenase activity; oxidoreductase activity, acting on paired donors, with incorporation or reduction of molecular oxygen. The record is from RefSeq and is a predicted model, not a curated record. Lineage: Eukaryota; Viridiplantae; Streptophyta; Magnoliopsida; Brassicales; Cleomaceae.